AUGUACGAAGUUAAUUUGUUGCGAACGGUACAUAUCAUUUACUAUCCUCCAAAAGAUCUAUUCUACUUGAUAACAUCUGUCUCUUCUUUUACAAGUGGUUUACGUGUUCUCGGACUUGGAAGGCUGGCUUAUAUACAACAACAUGCCAGACUUACAAGUUCAUCCUAUGUUACUUACCGUGAACAACGGCUAUUUCACCAUACAAUUCUGGGGGAAUCAAAGUUGAAGCCAUUAUCACAGAUCCAAUUCAUUCAAAGGUAUACAUUUUCAAGCAAUGGAAACAAAAAUCCUCCAAAUGAAAAUAGUGCAAAUGAGCCAACUUCUGGAGAUGGGUCGGCGUCUGAUGGAUCAGACGCUUCAGCACCUAAUUCACAAUUAGCUUUAUCUACUCAAAAUAUACCUGAAAAUUUCCCGAUUGUCCCUGUGAUAGCUAUUACCGGUGCACCUUUAUUCCCAAAAUUUGUUAAAAUGAUUGAGAUUACUGACGAACGUUUAGCAAAUUCAAUUCGUAGAAAAAUUAAACUGAAUGCUCCAUAUGCUGGAAUAUUUCUAAAGAAAUCAAGUACAGACCAAUCAGAUGUUGUCAAUAGCAUUGAUGAAUUACACCGGGUUGGCACUUUUGUGCAUAUACCAGAAUGGGAUGAUUUAGGCUCAAAAAUUCGACUAUUAGUUAUUGGACAUCGUCGUAUUGAACUCGUCCGUGCAGUUGAUGAAAAGGCUGUGGAGGAAACAAAUAACUUUCCUGUUGGUAAACGCAACAGUUUAGUUCGACGUGCUAAACGUGCAGCUGCUAAAUUUACUGAAUCUUUGAACUCUGUCUCCUCUUCGUCAUCAACAGCAACGGCAACACCAUCAUCAGGUGACCAACAACCUGAUUCUAAAAGCACUUCAGUGAAAGAUGACAAACCUGUUACUGGACAGAAAGAUUUUCUGUCAGAUAUACCAUUGACAGAUACUGAGGCGUCGUCGCCUGUUUCUCCUGUUCUCAUCGGCGAAACAAUUAAUUUAUACCAUGAACCAUAUGAAAAUACUCAGGAAAUUAAGGCUUUAAGCGCUGAAAUUGUAAAAACAAUACGUGAUAUUAUUAGCUUGAAUCCGGUGUAUAGAGAGAAUGUUCUUGCUAUGCUUCAAGCUGGACAACGUGUCGCUGAUAAUCCUGUCUACCUCAGUGAUUUAGGCGCUGCUUUAAGUGGUGCUGGUGACUCUGAAGAACUACAAGCCGUCUUAGAAGAAAUGGAUAUUACAAAUCGUCUUCGGUUAUCAUUAAGCCUAGUGAAAAAAGAAUAUGAAUUAGGCAGACUGCAACAACAGAUUGGCCGAGAAGUCGAGGAGAAGGUGAAACAACAACAUCGACGGUAUAUGCUAUCAGAACAAUUGAAAGUAAUUAAAAAAGAGUUAGGCUUAGAAAAAGAUGAUAAAGAUGCGAUUGUAGAGAAGUUUCGUAUGCGUUUAAAGGAUUUAACUGUUCCAGCUAGUGUUAUGGAAGUAGUUGAAGAAGAAUUGAACAAGCUAAGUGUAUUGGAUCAUCAUUCUUCAGAGUUCAACGUUACACGAAAUUAUUUGGAUUGGUUAACUGCCUUACCAUGGGGAAUAACAAGUGAAGAACACUUGGACAUUGGUGCUGCUAGGAAAAUAUUAGACGAAGAUCACUAUGGAUUGGAUGAUGUGAAAAAGCGUAUUCUAGAGUUUAUUGCUGUCAGUCAACUGAAAGGCUCAACACAAGGCAAAAUAUUAUGCUUCUACGGUCCACCUGGUGUCGGGAAAACAAGUAUAGCCAAUUCUAUUGCUCGUGCAUUGAAUAGAAAGUAUUUCCGUUUUUCUGUCGGUGGAAUGUCUGAUGUCUCAGAAAUUAAAGGUCAUCGACGUACUUAUGUUGGUGCAAUGCCUGGAAAGAUAAUUCAAUGUCUUAAAAAAACUAAGACAGAGAAUCCUCUUAUUCUGAUCGAUGAAAUUGAUAAAUUAGGUCGUGGAUGGCAAGGUGAUCCAGCUAGCGCCUUGCUGGAAUUACUCGAUCCAGAACAGAAUAGCAAUUUCUUAGAUCAUUAUCUCGACGUGACAGUUGAUCUAAGCCGUGUCCUGUUUAUUACUACAGCGAAUCAGCUGGAUACAAUACCUGAACCAUUAAGAGAUAGAAUGGAAGUUAUUGAAGUGUCAGGUUAUGUUGAAGAGGAAAAAAUGGCUAUCGCCAAGCGUUACCUUCUUCCACUUGCUGCUCAAAAUUCUGGUCUGGAUGACAAUCGUCUUGUUGUAGAAGACAGUGCUAUUAAACGUCUUAUUAAACAGUACUGUCGAGAGAGUGGAGUUAGAAAUUUACAAAAACAUAUUGAAAAGGUUGUUCGAAAAGUUGCCUAUCAGUUGGUGAAUGCAGAAAAAGAUCCACCAAUCACUGUUACUGCUGACAAUUUGACAACAUAUGUUGGACAGCCUAUAUGGACAUCUGAUCGUUUGUAUGAUGCUAUUACACCACCUGGUGUUGUUAUGGGUUUAGCAUGGACAUCAAUGGGUGGUUCUGUGCUGUAUAUUGAAUGUACUAAUCGAAGACCCAGACACGUGAAUGAGACUUCAGCCAGCUCCACUCGUGAUGAUGACUCCGAUUCAGAUGAUGAUGCUUCAACUAAAAAAGGCUCUUUACAGCUGACUGGAAGUCUGGGUAAUGUUAUGAAGGAAUCAGUGUCUAUAGCGCAUACAUUUGCUGCACAAUUCGCUGGUUCUGGUGCUCCAUGUCGUCUACCAUCUACUACUGGUGAUGAGGAUGAAAAAUGUAUGCUUACACCUUCAGAAUCAUCUAAAGCUGGUCUUUUCCUACAACAGGCUGAUAUUCACUUACAUGUACCUCAUGGUGCAACACCUAAGGAUGGUCCAUCUGCGGGUAUCACUAUGGUAACUGCUUUAUUAAGUCUAGCGUGUAAUAAACCUGUCCGUCCUGAUUUGGCUAUGACUGGUGAAUUGAGUUUAACAGGCAAAGUUCUGCCUGUCGGAGGUAUAAAAGAGAAAAUUAUCGCUGCUAAACGUGGUGGAAUCAAAACAAUCAUCUUACCAGAAGCUAAUCGUAAAGAUUUCGACGAUUUAGCAUCGUUUAUUAAAGAAGAUCUUGAGGUACACUUUGUUCAACAUUACAAAGAAGUUUAUCCUGUUGCAUUUUCUCAAUCCUAAUAAAGUAAAUCAAUAAAUCAAUUAAUUAAUCAAUCAAUCAAUAAAAAUUGGAGCGCAUUUUGUACCAUAUACACACAUAAAACUGUUUGUUUAAAUAUGAAAACUAUGUAUUUAACCAGCAAGCAGGCGGUGCAAUAACAAAUAAAACAAACUAUAAGAAUGCUCAUUUUUUGCAUUGUUUGUAAAUUAGUCCUGUCUCUCUCACUGUCUCCAUUUUUGAUUCCUUUCUUCUAUUCUGUAAUAAAAAGAAG
Molecule: messenger RNA, 3404 nt
Organism: Trichobilharzia szidati
Lineage: Eukaryota; Metazoa; Platyhelminthes; Trematoda; Strigeidida; Schistosomatidae
Source: the annotation of a GenBank genome assembly